AUGCGGUUCAACGUGACGCAGCAUUUCCUCCAGAUCAAAAACGGGCGCGUGUGGGGGCGCACGGGUUGCGGCUUCAUCAUCAACGAGACGCUGGGGCAGUGCCAGACGGGCGACUGCGGCGGCACGCUGGUGUGCAAGCAGGUCGGGGCGCAGCCCAUCACGCUGGCCGUGUACUCGCUCGGCAAGAACGGCGGCGCCGAUUACUUCGACAUCUCCCUCGUGCACAGCUUCAACGCGCCCAUGGCGUUCCUCCCUACGGGCGGCGCCAAGUGCGCCAGGGGUGGGCCGUCGUGUCCUGUGCAGGAGAUCACGUUCAAGUGCCCCUCCGAGCAGAGGCAGGUAGCCGGGUGCGGCAACCCGUGCGACGGCAAGAGCAACUGCGGGCCGAACAACGGCACGGAGUACUUCAAGAAGUCGUGCCCAGAGACGAUCACCUACCCCAAGGACACGAGCAACACCAUCUACACGUGCCCGGCCGGGACAAACUACGAGAUCACCUUCUGCCCAUGA
This is a messenger RNA of Phragmites australis (common reed), 510 nucleotides long. RefSeq names its product zeamatin-like. Gene Ontology annotation, biological process: defense response. The transcript is spliced from 2 exons. Bases 1 to 510 code for a protein of 169 amino acids. Gene Ontology annotation, cellular component: extracellular region. The record is from RefSeq and is a predicted model, not a curated record. NCBI's taxonomy places the organism in Eukaryota, Viridiplantae, Streptophyta, Magnoliopsida, Poales, Poaceae.